UUGUGGAAAGCACAACAAAUCAAGAAAUGCACAAUAAAUCUGGGAUAUUUAAAUUUGCUUUGAUUUUAAAUACCUCUGUUGUGUUUUAAAAAACAUCAUUCAAUUUGAGUUUUCUCUAAUUCUGACGUAGCAUAUUAAGGAAUUCAUUUUUAAGCCCACAUACCGAUAAACCACCAAUGUCAAGCAUUAGGACACACAGCAGUCACGUCUCUCACACUCCUACACCCCUACACACACUCUUUCUUUUUCCUUCACGUGCACGCUCACACGCAGGCACGCACACACUUAUACACAGCCUGAAAAUCUGUCAAUUUCUGCCGCGUGGUCACGUGACCUCCUCCUCCGUAGAGUGGAUGGAGAUGGCUCUCCACGUCAGCCUACGUCUCCAAAUGUCUGCUUAGCGAACCUGCUUCAAAGAGGCAGGAGGCACGGUGCUUCAGAGCCAUGUUCAGGGCGGCUAUAGAGGAAUCAAAGCCCAACAUAGAGUUAUAGCAGAGGGUGAACUACGAUGAUGGAUUUUGACGAAAGAGUCCCCGUCGGAUCGAACAUGUAUUUGCCCAGCUGCACUUAUUACGUGUCGGCGGGGGCUGAUUUCUCCGGUCUUCCCUCGUUUUUAUCCCAAAACCCGUCCACCCGCCCCAUGACAUACUCCUACUCCUCUAACCUGCCGCAGGUCCAGCCCGUCAGAGAGGUGACGUUCAGGGACUAUGCAGCCAUUGAAGCGUCCGGUAAAUGGCCACACCGGGGGAACUUGCCCCAUGGCUACCCCACCGCGGAAGACAUGGUGCACCGGGACUGCAUUUCGGCUCAGACAGCCGUCGUAGGGGACAUGUUUGGUAAAAACAGUCCCGCAGCCUCUGCCGCGGCGUACCACCACCACCACCACCACCACCAUACGGGUGCCGGAUCCGCUGCCACCAAUUUCUACGGGAACGUGGGCAGAAAUGGCGUGCUGCCACAAGUCUUCGACCAGUUUUAUGAAACCACAUACGGGAAUGCGUCGGAGAGCUCCUCCACAAAUGGCUACACAGGAGAUAAACAAGCGACCAAGCAGCCGAGCUCUGCCCCGGAGGACGCACCGUCGUGCCGGGACACCGAGACGAAGGAGACGCGGGAGGAGACGAGCAGCCCGGAGUUAUCUUCCGGCAACAAUGAGGAGAAAUCCAGCAGCAGCAAUGGACAGAGGACCCGCAAGAAAAGAUGCCCUUAUUCCAAAUAUCAGAUCAGAGAACUUGAGAGAGAAUUCUUUUUCAGUGUGUACAUUAACAAGGAGAAACGGCUGCAACUGUCGCGCAUGCUCAACCUCACCGACAGACAAGUGAAGAUUUGGUUUCAGAACCGUCGUAUGAAGGAGAAGAAACUGAACAGAGAUAGAUUACAAUAUUAUACGUCUAAUCCUCUGCUUUAGGGAUCAACACAACACCGUCACAGCGUCCACAGCACUCUGCUGUGGGACUGCCUGCGUUACCAGAGCGCCUGACUCCGGCUGUGACUCAGUGAACAUUGUGUCCCACAAUGGCCGCGACAGCAGCAACAUUGCUCAGUGGUUAAUUUCAAGUUCGAGGACAACAGUAUCCUGGGAUCUGAAUGACCUAAAAACUGAGCAUGAAUUAAAUCAAUCGGUGGACUUUGAUUUCGCUCUGAAGACUGUUUGGAGGAAAAUGUAGAAAAGGAUUGUUGUCCUCGCCAAGACUGUGCUUGCGAGGGCCCAUGUUAAUAUUAUUGUGACUCACAGACGCCUUGUUUAUUUUCCUUUCACGCGGGCGGAAAUGCAGUCACUCAUUGACUGACUCAGUGUAUUUUGUAAUCAAAAGAUUUGUUAAACUUUCUUUCUGUUUUUAAAAUCAGAAAAGUGGGAUUGAGGAUGUUGGCGACUAUGUGACUUUGAUAACUGAAUCUAUAUUGGUGUGACCAAAUAAUGAGUCCGAAUGGAUGAGAAUGUAAUGUGUUAUUGUUUUGUGUCCUUAUUUAUUGUGUAGCCACUCGUUUACUAUUUCCUUUAUUGCCACGGCUAAUUAAGUGAAAGUCCCUUAUUACAAGCAGGCUAUUGUGAUUCCGUGUCUGGGCUGACUUCAAAAGGAGCUUUUUUCGUCUCUGCUGUAGACUGCAGAGUUAAGGCUAUAAGUAUAUAUAUUUUGCGUACCUUUCAACACCCAAAUCCAUGUUGUCCUUUUUGAUUUUUGGAGACUAUCAAUCAAGAAUUGAUGUUGCAGGCCAAAACCAGAGAGAUAAGCUUGCCAGCUGGAUCCUUGUGGAGUUGCACUGAGGUCACGCCCAACAUAUUCACACAGGUAUAUAUGCAGCGGGCCUCUUCAGUCUUAUAUUGAUACGCAUAACAAAAUGUUUUUCCACGACUCGUGAUCCUUUGGUAGGCUACUUGCAGUCAAAUGUAAAAAAAAAAAAUGCUACAUUUUUAAGUGUGCUAUAAGGGCAAGGCUGGCCAGGGUCAUCGCAUUG
Molecule: messenger RNA, 2457 nt
Organism: Trematomus bernacchii (emerald rockcod)
Lineage: Eukaryota; Metazoa; Chordata; Actinopteri; Perciformes; Nototheniidae
Gene: hoxa11a
Product: homeobox A11a
Exons: 2
Coding region: 509-1408 (299 amino acids)
Biological process (GO): regulation of transcription by RNA polymerase II; anatomical structure development
Cellular component (GO): nucleus
Molecular function (GO): DNA-binding transcription factor activity, RNA polymerase II-specific; RNA polymerase II cis-regulatory region sequence-specific DNA binding
Source: RefSeq, a predicted model, not a curated record